CUCUGUUAUAAUAUAGGUGAAGAUGUUUCAUUCAAGCUUCUGGCCGAUGAAGAGAUUGAGGACACAGAGACCUUCCAGCUGGAGUUUGUUAAAACCGAUACGUACGCUAUUAGGGUUUGUGACUUCAAGAAGAAUAGGGAAGCCAAGUACUGGAAGAGAUAUGCUGCUGGUAUCCAGGCUAAUGGCACCUCAAAGGACCAAGCGGAGUGCCAAUUCGCUGUCGAAUACGAGGGCAAGUACAUGCGUCUGCGUGCUCCAGGUGGCAAGUACGUCGGUGUCCGUGACAACGGCCAUCUACUUCUUCAGGAUUCCCCGAAGGACUUCAUCUUCCGUCUGAUCAACCGUCCAAAGUUGGUACUGAAGUGCACGCAUGGAUUCGUCGGGGCAAAGGAUGACAAGGUGGCCUGCAACCGAUCCAACUUUGAUGUCUUCACCGUGACGUUCAAGGAUGGUGGAUACACUAUCCAAGAUUCCACUGGAAAGUACUGGUCUUGCGAUGACAGUCAGAGCACCAAGCCCGUCGUUCUUGGCGAGGCACCCGGUAUUUUCUUCUUUGAAUUCCACGAGCUCUCCAAGUUUGCCAUUCGAGCAGAAGGUGGUGAUUUGAUCAAGGGCGAGCAGAGUGGCUUGUUUACCGCCAAUGGUACCAAUGCCUCAGCAACUGAUAACACGUUGUGGGAAUUCUAAAUCAAUUGGGCUUGAAAUAAGCCAACUCCAAAGUAGCUAUAUAUAGAACAGCUUACCGGCCAGCCACUCUAUCUAUUAUAACACUUGCAAAUAUUGUACAUUUUUUUUAAUACAAACAUAUUUUUCAAAGGUGCAUAAUAAUUAUGUUUAACUGUAGCGAGAUUGUUGGGAUCUUUUUGUUUUUCAUUGCCUUGCGUACUGACUUCCAUUUUCUCUUAUUUUCAAGGGAUACAUUAAUUAUUUCAUAUCGACGAAAGGAAAGAUUUUGUAGAUUUCUUGAAAGUUAGUAGAAGAAGAUGAAUAAUUGCAAUCUUAUAAUUUUGAAGCGGUCUUUGUAGACGCACUAACUCUCUUCUUUCUUCUCCUUGGCCUCAACAAAUGAUUACAUCAAGUGAGAAAAUGGUAGCAACUUAACAUUAGAUUUGAAAUUGGGAGCAUUCAGAAUGGAUUUUUCUGAAAGAUUGAAAUUAUAAUUCCAUUCACCCACAUCAGUGUCAUUGACAACUCAUGCAUUCCAGAGGCGCUGAACAGCUAAAGCCGCUCCGCUCGUCCGGGAACUGUGUUGUGUUAUUCUGUUUUAAAAUGGAUGUUGUAACAAUACAGUCGAUCUUCAACUCCAUCUUCGAACUGGAUCUUGUUUGGAAUCUGGUGAUGAACGUACCUUUGAUGACUGGUUUGGAGAUUCUGUCAAAAUAAUUCUAGAAAAACAAAAUGAUGAUCAGAAGCUUCUCCUGUCACUUAUUUAAAACCGUAGAAGGUAUAUCGAUAAUGAGAAAUGAUUUUGAAAAUAAAUUGCGAUUAUGAUUUUUUUUUUAUCCGCUCUUUGUGAUACAAUUACUUGAGUUUCUAGAGGAUCGCAUGAAGGAUGCUUCAUAGAAAUUAAUUUUCUACAGGUUUUAAAUAAGGGACAGGACUCUACCUGAAGGUAUUCUUUUUUUGUCAAGUUUUGAUGAAAGUGAGAUUAAUUGAUGGAUCCUAGUUCCAUUUGCAAUUGGCAACAUAAACAUCUCUUCACCAUCAUUGUAAGUUUUGUAAUAAUGUGGAAGCAGAUUAGAUCAUGUUUGAUGUGACAGCAGGGAGUAUACACGAUAUCACUCGUACAAAACGCAACGUAUCUGAGUCAAUAUUUGCAAUAAUGUUUAGAUCGUGAAUUUGUAUAAUAUGACAAAGAUGUUUGUAAGCAUUGUAAAGUAAUAUCUAGUGUACUGUAGGCAUAAUGGAUUAUUUCUUUUUUUUUCCAUGAUGAAACAUACAUUCUGAUUCUGAACAAAAUCUUGCUAUGCACAUUUCUGACUACAUAAUUAAAACAUGGGGCUAUUAACUUGCUCCAUGAUUAAAACAAAUUAUAUGUGUAUUAUCUCAAGUAUACUAUUCUUAUUAUUAUGUAAUGUUGUUUGUGUGGCAUAUAAAAUAUAGAGGACUUUUUAUGCUAUCAAAUCAUACAUUUGCUUUCCAAAAUGAUAUUGCUAAAAUGGAUUGGCGCAAUUAGGCCUCCACUUUCGGUACUUUCGUCAUAUUCGCUUCAAUUUCAAUGGUGUAUGAAUUGUUUACAUCUGAAUAUUUUAUCUCAUGCAUUAGGUAUUUAUUUCCCCACGAUAGGCAAUGUGGAUUUUUAUUUGUUUCCUGCAAAAAUCAUGAAGAUAUAGUUGCAGGAAUAAAUUCUCUCAUUAAAUGGUACAAUUUCCUUCAAGUUUAAGUUUUUCUAGUUCAAUUACUACUUCACCCUGUGUAAUUCUGUAUGUAUGUUUGCAAGCCACAUUCAUGAAAUAAUAAAAAGAAUUAUUGUAUUAAUCAUAUCAAAAUAGUGUUGAAUGUAGACAUGGAAGUACAAUUUCAAACCCACAGACUUUGUAACUAUUACAGUAAAGUUAAAACCGAAAUAAGGAGAUUUUCUGCACAAAUAAGCAAAGUUAUAUCCUAACUUUCGAAUGACAGAUGUGUUAUGACCUUAGUGUUGGUAUAUUCUUAUGCAGCUAAAUGCCUGUACAUGUGCGAUUUUAAACACAUGAAUACUUGCUCAUAUUAUACUUCUUGCUGUCUUAGGAAUUUCAUAUAUCAUUCCAACUUUAUGUGACAUGUUUAUCCAUUACUAUUAUCUUUUUUUAAGUUUGAUUUUAUUUUUGGUCUUUCAGAUGUGUACUACGCCUGUAAAUAUUCUUUCUUUUUUAAUGCUAUGAUGUAUGUAACAUUAAUUUAUGUAUUAUAGCACCAGUGAAACGGUUAAAACUAUUUCUGCAUCAGAUUUAAUGGCGUAGCAAUUAAGUUAACUUUAAAACUUAACACUGAGAGUUUUCGGUAUUGUAUAUUGUUGACUUGUUCUCGUUGGGCAGUUAGGAGACUGAUUAAUUCAGACUAGGUGAGAAAAAAAACUACCAAAAGAGAUUAAGAUUUUAUAGAAAAGUGAUAUUGUAUUUGUUAUAAAUGUUAUGAAUAUAAUGAUAUUCGAAUUUGCAAGGUAAUGAAGGUUUAUUUGCUGAAGAAAUUGUAAAAAAAUCAACCUAUUUCCUUCUGUUGUCUUUUCAUAUACCACUUUAUAGAUAUUCUGUUUGCGUAUAUAGAAGAGUACCAUAUAGCAAUAUAAGUUUUGUAUCAUAAUUUUUUGUUGGAGUAUAAUUAGCACUGCUAAAUCGUUAACUAACUCUUUUAUUUUCUAACACUUUUGGAAUCGUCCGGUACAUUCAUUCGUUGAAUAUGACGGCGUUUCUUUAAUCAGCUAUGCACUGUCAAAAAUAAAAUGUAGGUAUUAGAUUUAAAAACACGAAUAUAUAUGUACACCCUUAAAUGCUAGAAUGCGCCGUUUUUUUAACAGGGUACGCAUAGCGCACGGUCGUGAACUUUUAUAAAAGAGGUUGAUGAUAACAGUUUGCUAACCAUAAUAGUAAUGUUGAAAAAAAAAUGGUUUAUUGCAUGUAAUAAACGGCCUUAUAAAUGGGAAA
Lytechinus pictus (painted urchin) is the source of this 3623-nucleotide messenger RNA. Its product is annotated as fascin-like. NCBI's taxonomy places the organism in Eukaryota, Metazoa, Echinodermata, Echinoidea, Temnopleuroida, Toxopneustidae. The record is from RefSeq and is a predicted model, not a curated record. The transcript is spliced from 3 exons. The annotation marks the transcript as partial. Gene Ontology annotation, molecular function: actin filament binding; protein-macromolecule adaptor activity.